Messenger RNA from Plenodomus lingam JN3, 1056 nucleotides. RefSeq lists its product as uncharacterized. NCBI's taxonomy places the organism in Eukaryota, Fungi, Ascomycota, Dothideomycetes, Pleosporales, Leptosphaeriaceae. Gene Ontology annotation, molecular function: alcohol dehydrogenase (NAD+) activity; zinc ion binding. Gene Ontology annotation, cellular component: cytoplasm. The record is from RefSeq and is a predicted model, not a curated record.
AUGCCAGACCAAAUACCCACCUCGCAAACCGUGGCCUGGAUCGAAAACCCGAGCCCAAGCUGCACCCUCCAGAUCCGCAAAAAUGCAAUCGUGCAAUCCCCGGGCCCCCACGAACUCCUCGUCAAGCUCGAAUGCUCGGGCAUCUGCCACUCCGACGUCAUGAACGUGCUCGGACGCGGGAAAUACACGGAGAUACCCGGCCACGAGGGCGUGGGCACAGUGGUGCAGCUCGGCGCCGGAGCAGCGCAGAGUUUGCUGGGCAAGCGCGUGGGCGUCAAGUGGCUGUGGAGCGCGUGUGGCCAGUGUAGUGUGUGUAAAAAGGGAUUCAUCAAUUAUUGUCCUCGGCAGCGGAAUACGGGGCGGACGGACUUGGGCACGUUGCAGCAGUAUUGCCUCGCGCAUGCGGAUUAUGUGACGGAGAUUCCAGAGGGGGUGAGGAGCGAGGUGGCGGCGCCGCUGCUCUGUGCGGGUUUGAGUCUGGCGGGCGCUGUGUCGAGACUUGCGCCUGAAGUGCAGCCGGGUGAUUCGGUGGUGAUUUUGGGUGCAGGAGGGGGUCUGGGUCAUAUUGGUGUGCAGUAUGCGAGUAUCAAGGGGCUCAAGGUGAUUGCGAUUGAUAGUGGUGCGGAGAAGGAGAAGCUUUGCGAGGAAAUGGGUGCGGUUGCUUUCAUCGACUACGCAAAGCAGGAUGUUGCACAAGCGGUGAGAGAUUUGACAGAGGGCGAGGGCGCGCACGCUGUCAUUUGCGUCGCUGGCAGUGAACGAGCGUAUUCGCAAGCCCCGGAUCUUGUGCGAAAUAGUGGCGUCAUUGUCUGUGUGGGACUACCUCCGGAUAACUUCAUGUUUCCCAUGUGUCCAAAGGUUAUUGCUAACAGAGGCCUUGUUGUUCGUGGCUCCUCCACGGGAACGAAUGAGCAGAUGGAUGAACUGCUUCAGCUAGCUCUGGAGGGAAAAAUUACUCCAAAAGUCGAAGUCUAUGACUUCGCCGAUGCACCAAAGAUCAUUCAGGAGUUGGAGCGGUUCGAGGUGACGGGACGGAAAGUCGUGAGAGCGCCAUGA